CUCUUCCCUCCCCUCUUCUCCUUUCCCAGCCCCUCCCCCUCCCUCACCCCUCCCACCUCGGUGGUCACAUGGGGGGCACCGCCGGAUUUAAGCCUAAUCUGCCCUGUGCUCAGCACAGCGGUCUGGCUGUGGGGUGGGAGAGCUGAGCUAGUCUCUGGGGCCCUGGAGAAGGGCCUGGAGGGGGGUGCCCACAGCUUCCCCCUCCAUGAGCUUGGGGCUGGAGGAAUCGGUGGAGGCCCAGCUGGCACUGGAGACGGUUAUCCAGACCCUGGAGAGCAGCGUCCUGAGGGCAGGCCGGGAGAAGGGCCUGAGCGAGCAGGACCCUGCCCAGGACUCUCAGCUCGCCUGCCUACCUGUCCGCAUCAGGGAGAUCAUCACCCGCAACCUCUCCCAGCCUGAGAACCAAGCCCCGCUGCCGGCCGCGGAGAUGGCAUCAGUGCUGUCGCUGCAAGAGGAAAACCAGCUGCUGCAGCAGGAACUGUCCCGCGUGGAGGACCUGCUGGCCCAGAGCCGGGCGGAGCGUGACGAGCUGGCCAUCAAGUACAACGCGGUCAGCGAGAGGCUGGAGCAGGCUGUGCGGCUGGAGUCUGGGGAGCCAGAAACGCAGGAGCCCACGGGGCUGGUCCGGCAGAGCGUGGAGCUGCGGAGGCAGCUGCAGGAGGAGCAGGCCUCCUACCGGCGCAAGCUGCAGGCCUACCAGGAAGGCCAGCAGCGGCAGGCCCAGCUUGUGCAGCGGCUGCAGGCCAAGACCCUGCAGUACAAGAAGAAGUGCUCGGAGCUGGAGCAACAGCUUCUAGAGAGAUCUACAGAGCUGGAGCGGCAGCGGCUGAGGGACACAGAGCACAGCCAUGACCUGGAAAGCGCCCUCAUCCGCCUAGAGGAGGAGCAGCAGAGGAGUUCCAGCCUGGCCCAGGUGAACUCCAUGCUCCGAGAGCAGCUGGACCAGGCGAACUCGGCCAACCAGGCUCUGAGUGAGGACAUCCGCAAGGUGACUUCUGACUGGACACGCAGCCGUAAGGAGCUGGAGCAGCGGGAGGCGGCGUGGAGGCGUGAAGAGGAGUCCUUCAACACCUACAUCAGCAACGAGCACAGCCGCCUGCUCCUCCUCUGGAGGCAGGUUGUGGGGCUCCGUCGGCUGGUCAGCGAGGUGAAGAUGUCCACCGAGAGGGACCUGCUGCAGCUGGGAGGGGAGCUGGCCCGGACCUCAAGGGCCAUCCAGGAGGCGGACCUGGGGCUGAGCGCAGGCCUGCGGCUGGCUGAGAGCCGGGCAGAGGCGGCCCUGGAGAAGCAGACACUGCUACAGGCCCAGCUGGAGGAGCAGCUGCGGGACAAGGUGCUCCAGGAGAAGGACCUGGCCCAGCUGCAGGUGCAGAGCAACCUGGACAAGGCCAACCUCAGUGCCAGAGUGACAGAGCUGGCCCUGACAGUGGAGCGCCUUCAGAACCAGAAUCUGGAGAAGGAUCGGGUCAACAAGGCCCUUACUGAGAAGCUUGAGGCCCUGGAAUCCCUGCGGCUCCAGGAGCAGGCGGCCCUGGAGACAGAGGACGGAGAGGGGCUGCAGCAGACCCUGAGAGACCUGGCACAGGCCGUCCUGUCGGACAUGGAGAGCGGUGUCCAGCUAAGCGGCUCUGAGCGCACGGGGGACGCGUCGGACGGCAGCCUGCGGGGGCUCUCGGGCCCCCGGACCCCCUCCCCGCCGCGACGCUCCUCGCCCGGCCGCGGCCGAUCCCCGCGCCGAGGCCCAUCCCCGGCCUGCUCCGACUCCUCCACGCUCGCCCUGAUCCACUCGGCCCUGCACAAGCGCCAGCUGCAGGUCCAGGACAUGCGUGGGCGCUAUGAGGCCAGCCAGGACCUCCUGGGCACCCUGCGGAAGCAGCUUAGUGACAGCGAGGGUGAGCGCCGCAGCCUAGAGGAACAGCUGCAGCGUCUUCAGGACAAGACCAACGGGGCCACUCAGGCUCAUGAGGAUGCCCAGCGUGAGGCCCAGCGUCUGCGGGGCACCAUUGACCUUCUGAACAGGGAGAAGGACAGCCUGGCCCGCAGCCUGCAGGCGGCCCAGCAGCAGGCCGAGGAGCUAGGGCAGGAGCGAGAGAAGCUGCAGGCGGCUCAGGAGGAGCUGCGGCGCCAGCGGGACCGGCUGGAGGAAGAGCGGGAGGACACGGCGCGGGACAGCGAGCGGACUCGCAGGGAGCUCGAGCGCAGCCACAGACAGCUAGAGCAGCUGGAAAUGAAGCGCUCAGGGCUGGCGAAGGAGCUGGUGGAGGUGAGGGAGGCGCUGAGCUGUGCCACGCUGCAGAGGGACAUGCUACAGGCUGAGAAGGCCGAGGUGGCUGAGGCGCUGACCAAGGCUGAGGCCGGCCGCGUGGAGCUCGAACUCUCAAUGACCAAGCUGAGGGUCGAAGAGGCCUCUCUGCGGGACUCCUUGUCCAAGCUGAGCGCCCUCAACGAGAGCCUCGCCCAGGACAAGCUGGGUCUGAACCGCCUCGUCGCCCAGCUGGAAGAGGAAAAGGCGGUCCUGCUGGGCCGGCAACGGCAGGUGGAGCAGGAGGCCUGCUUGGCACGGGAGGCGCAGGAACGGCUGGAGCACCUACGGUUGGAGCAGGAGGUGGAACAGCAGGGCCUGGAGGGCUCCCUGCGGGUGGCCGAGCAGGCCCGGGAGGCCCUGGAGCACCAGCUCCCCACGUUGCGCCAGGAGCGCUGCCGGCUGCAGGAGCAGCUGGCCCAGCUCUCCCGGCAGCUGAGCGGGCGCGAGCAGGAGCUGGAACAGGCACAGAGGGAGACGCAGCGGCAGGUGGAGGCGCUGGAGCGGGCAGCCCGGGAGAAGGAGGCUCUGGCCAAAGAGCGGGCCGGCCUGGCGGUGCAGCUGGCCGCAGCUGAGCGAGAAAGCCGGACCCUGUCGGAGGAGGCCACACGCUUGCGCCUGGAGAAGGAAGCCCUGGAGAGUAGCCUGUUCGAGGUGCAGCGGCAGUUCGCGCAGCUCGAGGCCCGCCGGGAGCAGCUGGAAGCCGACGGGCAGGCCCUGCUGCUGGCCAAGGAGACCCUGACUGGGGAGCUGGUGGGCCUACGGCAACAGAUGACAACUACAGAGGAGAAGGUGGCUCUGGACAAGGAGCUGAUGGCCCAGAAGCUGGUGCAGGCUGAGCGGGAGGCCCAGGCCUCUCUGCGGGAGCAGCGGGCCGCCCAUGAGGAGGACUUGCAACGACUCCAGCGAGAGAAGGAGGCAGCGUGGCGGGAGCUGGAGGCCGAGCGGGCCCAGCUGCAGGGUCAGAUGCACCGGGAGCGAGAGGAGCUGUUGGCACGGCUGGAGGCAGAGAAGGAAGAGCUGAGCGAGGAGAUCGCCGCCCUGCAGCAGGAGCGUGACGAGGGCCUCCUCCUGGCCGAGAGCGAGAAGCAGCAGGCCCUGUCCCUGAAGGAGUCCGAGAAGACGGCGCUGUCGGAGAAGCUGAUGGGUACACAGCACAGCCUGGCCGCCGUCUCCCUGGAUUUGGAGCGGCACAAGAGAGACGCCCAGAGCCGGCAGGAGCAGGACCGGAGCACUGUGAACGCGCUGACGUCCGAGCUGCGGGACCUACGGGCCCAGCUUGAGGAGGCUGCCGCAGCCCAUGCCCAGGAGGCCAAGAGGCUACAAGAACAGGCCCGAAACCUGGACAGGCAGCGGGAGUCCUCCGUGCGCGAGGCAGAGGAGCUUCGGACGCAGCUGCGCCUGCUGGAGGACGCCCGUGACGGGUUGCGGCGGGAGCUGUUGGAGGCCCAGCGCAAGGUGCGCGACAGUCAGGAUGGCCGUGAGGCCCAGCGCCAGGAGGCCAGCGAGCUGCGGCGCAGCCUGGGUGAGGGUGUCAAGGAGCGUGAGGCCCUGCGGCGUUCCAACGAGGAGCUGCGGGCGGCCGUGAAGAAGGCUGAGAGCGAACGGAUCAGCUUGAAGCUUGCCAACGAGGACAGGGAGCAGAAGCUGGUGCUCCUCACGGAGGCACGGGUGGCCGCGGGCAGGGAGGCCGAGGAGCUGCGGGCCGGACUGCAGGAGGUGGAGCGCUCGCGGCUGGAGGCCCGCCGGGAACUGCAGGAGCUCCGGCGGCAGAUGAAGGUGCUGGACGGUGAGAACACCAGGCUGGGCCGGGAGCUGGUGGAGCUGCAGGGCCGCCUGGCCCUGGGCGAGCGGGCAGAAAAGGAGGGCCGGCGGGAGGCCCUGGGCCUCCGACAGAAGCUGCUGAAGGGCGAGGCCAGCCUGGAGGCCAUUCGGCAGGAGCUCCAGGGAGCCCAGAGGAAGCUGCAGGAACAAGAGGGCGAGUUCAGGGCCCGCGAGCGAGGCCUGCUGGCCUCCCUGGAGGAGGCACGCGGCGCCGAGAAGCUGCAGCUGGACCACGCCCGCAGCUUGGAGCUGAAGCUGGAGGCGGUGCGGGCCGAAGCCGCGGAGCUGGGGCUGCGGCUGAGCGCGGCCGAGGGCCGGGCGCAAGGCCUGGAGGCCGAGCUGGCCCGCGUGGAGGCGCAGCGGCGCGCAGCCGAGACCCAGCUGGGCGGCCUGCGCUCAGCUCUGCGUCGGGGCCUGGGCCUCGGGCGCACUCCCAGCCCGGCCCCGCUGCCCUCGCCGGGCUCGCCGGCCCGGGGCGCGCCCGCUGGAGGAAGCGGCGAAGGGCUCAGCAGCCCCAGCCCCUUGGAACGCAGCCCUGGGUCCGAGCCACCAUCCCCAGGACCUGCCACCUCCCCGGCAUCCCCAGACCUGGACCCGGAGGCGGUACGGGGAGCCCUCCGGGAGUUCCUGCAGGAGCUGCGGAGUGCCCAGAGGCAGCGGGAUGAGCUUCAGGCCCAGACCGGUGUCCUGAGUCGACAGCUGGCUGAGAUGGAGGCUGAGAGGGACAGUGCCACCUCACGGGCGAGGCAGCUGCAGAAGGCUGUGGCCGACGGUGCGGAAGCCCGACGCCGCGUGGACGGGCGGCUGAGCGGGGCCCAGGCAGAGCUGGUGCUGCAGGAGGAGAAUGUGCGGCGCAGCGAGCGGGAGCGCCGGGCCGCCCUGGACCAGGUGGCCGCCCUGGAGAGGAGCCUGCAGGCCACCGAGAGUGAGCUCCGGGCCAGCCAGGAGAAGAUCAGCAAGAUGAAGGCCAAUGAGGUGAAGCUGGAGAGUGACAAGCGGCGUCUGAAGGAGGUGUUGGAUGCCUCUGAGAGCCGCACCAUCAAGCUUGAGCUGCAGCGGCGCUCACUCGAGGGGGAACUGCAGCGCAGCCGCCUGGGCCUCAGUGACCGUGAGGCCCUUGCCCAGGCCCUCCAGGAUCGGGUGGACUCCCUGCAGAGACAGGUGGCAGACAGUGAGGUGAAGGCGGGGACUCUGCAGCUGACAGUGGAGCGGCUGAACGGGGCCCUGGCCAAGAUGGAAGAGAGCGAGGGGGCCUUGCGGGACAAGGCGCAGGGCCUGUCAGAAGCACUGGCCCAGAGUAGCGCCAACCUUACCAGCACCCAGGACAAGAAUCUGCACCUGCAGAAGGCCCUGACCGCUUGUGAACAUGACCGCCAAGUUCUCCAAGAACGGCUGGAGGCCGCUCGGCAGGCGUUAUCGGAGGCCCGGAAGCAGAGCAGCUCCCUGAGUGAGCAGCUGCAGACGAUGCGAGGCGAGCUGGCGGACCUGGAGGUGCAGCGGGCAGAGGCAGAGGGCCAGCUGCAACAGCUUCAGGAGGUGCUGCGGCAGCGACAGGAGGGGGAGGCAGCGGCCCUGCACGCGGUCCAGAAGCUGCAGGAGGAGCGGCGGCUGCUCCAGGAGCGCCUGGACGGCCUGCAGCGAGCCCUCGCUCAGCUGGAGGCCGAGAAGCGGGAGGUGGAGCGGUCAGCGCUGCGGCUGGAGAAGGACCGGGUGGCCCUCAAGAGGAUGCUGGACAAGGUGGAGCGCGAGAAGCUUCGCAGCCAUGAGGACACGGUGCGGCUGAGCGCCGAGAAGGGCCGCCUGGACCGCACGCUCACGGGGGCUGAGCUGGAGCUGGCUGAGGCCCAGAGGCAGAUCCAGCUGCUGGAGGCCCAGGUGGUGGCACUGGAGCAGGACCAGAGCCCAGCCCGGCUGGAGGCCGCGGAGCAGCAGCAGCGGGAGGUAGAGCGGGAGGUGGAGCGACUGCGCAGUGCCCAGGUGCAGACAGAGCGCACCCUGGAGGCUCGGGAGCGGGCCCACCGGCAGCGCGUGCGCGGUUUGGAAGAGCAGGUGCUCAGGCCUGGCCGGGUUCUGGCCCAGGAUAGUGCAGAAGCGCCCUCGGGGGGAGGGAGCGGGAGAGGGCUGGCUGUGACCUCGGGUGUGAGCAGUCGGCGGCACCUAGGACCCAAGUGGUCCAGGGGAUCUGUGCUGGUCUCCGUCAUGGCUGGACGCGGGCUCAAGUGAUGUCGCUGGAACUCCGUCCCCGUGCUGUGGCUCUACUGUCCUCAUUGUUGUCUCCUGGGUGGCACAGGUGGCCUCAGCAGCCCCAGCCUAGGUUAUCCCGACAAGCUACCAUCCCAGAGGAAAGAGGGGGCCUUUUUCCUUAGAGCAACAGCAGAAGUCCCAGGGAUGACCCUUCCUGGCCUGCUUAGUCCCUGCCUUCCCAGCCAUCCCUGACCUGACAUGUGCAGGACAAGGCUGCUUGGGUAGGGCCAGGCCUGGGUCACAGGCACCCCUGGUGGGGCUGGUGCCAGGCCUGCCUAAGUGAUGAGAGUGGGGACGGGUGGCUCCUCUGACAAGAUGCCAAGGAGCAGUCAGCAGCUGCCACGUGGGUCGGGACGGAAGGGGUAGGAAGCACCCUGGUGUUUAAUGAGACCCGUUUUUUCCUGAAGCGGGCAGGAUUGGGUCCCUUCUGGGGUCCCAGCUGCAGCCACAUGCCCCUUUCUCUGGCCUCAGGCUGGGGACCAGGCUGGCCCUACUUUCUCUUUCUUCCCAGGUGUCCACACUGAAGGGACAGUUGCAGCAGGAGCUCCGGAGGAGCUCAGCAUCCUUCCCCCAAACCUCCGGCCCCCCAGGGGAAUGAGCCCCUUCCUGGGUGGCCCCCUGGCCCAGAGCUCAGGGUAGGGAGGAGCCAGGUGGCCGUGCUGGACGCCAGGAACUCCGGUGGCAGCUUCUUAGCGGCAUCCAGGGCCCCACCUCAGUCCAGUCCCCACCCCUGGGAUGAGCAUCCAGGUCACCUGAGUGUCUGAGCCAAAGCCAGGGGGUCGGGGAGACCCCCUUGCCCCUGGCUGGCCCUAGAGCAUGGGCUCAUGGGAAAGAGGAGGGGUGCCUGGGAGUCAGAGACCCAGACCCUCCCCUGGCUUCCCAGCGAUCUCUCCGCCUUAGUUCAGAGUGUUUGUCAGGAAAUUCCUCAGAGUCCCUGUAUUUUUAUACCUUUUUACAAUGUUAACUGUUCAGAACUGUUGUUUUUUUGUAACAAAAGACCCCGUUUUCUAAAAAUGGUGUGUACAGAUGUGUCCCCUUA
This is a messenger RNA of Leopardus geoffroyi (Geoffroy's cat), 7409 nucleotides long. RefSeq names its product ciliary rootlet coiled-coil, rootletin (gene CROCC). Lineage: Eukaryota; Metazoa; Chordata; Mammalia; Carnivora; Felidae. The transcript has 36 exons. Bases 206 to 6349 code for a protein of 2047 amino acids. Gene Ontology annotation, biological process: centrosome cycle. The record is from RefSeq and is a predicted model, not a curated record.